This is a messenger RNA of Caenorhabditis bovis, 330 nucleotides long. Lineage: Eukaryota; Metazoa; Nematoda; Chromadorea; Rhabditida; Rhabditidae. The record is from the annotation of a GenBank genome assembly.
AUGUUGAAGUCAGAUAAGAAGAAACGAAGAAAGAAGAGGAGAAAGAAGCAUGGCAAGAAUAAGCAGCGUUCUAUCAAGACAAUUGCGCCGGUGGCAGAUAUGGAAUCGCCAACUAUUGUUCCAUUGCCCUUGGAUGUACCGCGGAAAGAGUCAAAAGAACAAGUAGAGAAAGAGAAAAAGCCUGAAGAUGAAAAGCCUAGUGAACUAGAAGAUAAAGGGCUUGAUGAUCUCGAACCACCAUUAGCUGACUUGAUCAGAUGUCGUGAUUAUACUCCCGAUAUUCUUAAUUCGGCCAAUGUCAAACAUCUUUUCGAUUUACUAGAAUAUUAA